AUGCCUCCUCGCGUGCAUCGGAAUUCAGCAUGGGACGUCAGCUUCCCAGGAGAGGCGCCCCCGGUGGUGCCAGAAAAGAGGAAAAGGGCGGAGGGAAGUGGGACCCAGGCUGCAUAUAAUCACCGCCUCUCGAGGCCAUCUGCAGAUGCAGCCCAGCCCGAUGUGGUUGAGGAGACGCCCAACACGCUGAUCCUCGGAGAGGAGGGCCCGUUUGAUGGCGGCGGUGAUGGCGGCGACGAAAUUCCCAUCCGCCUGCUCACCGACUUCUGUAUUUACGACCGCACGGAGGGCGACGCGAUGGCCACGCUGCUGGGCGUGGUCGAGGACCUGUCCGAGCGCGAGCUCCGCGCGUCGGGCCUGGUGUCGCCGUACUUCGUCAACGAGGAGGACAUGGGGCAGGAAGACGACGAGGAGGAGGCGUACGAGCCGCUGAGGCUGCAGUUGAGCACGUUGACCGGGUGGACAAUCGACUACAGCCAGGCCGAAGACCCGAUCUACAUCAAAACCCGGUACGCGUGGUAUAUCCUGGUGAAUCCGUCGCGGGGUUAUCGCCCUUUGUUUAUAAAAUUCUAUUCCGUGUACAAGACUGCCCAAAAGAUCAUCUCCGCUGCGCUCCACAAUCCACAGCUGACCUACGCAGACUUCGUGAGGACGCAGUUUCGCGGAAUCGACGACGUCCUGAGGCGGAAAUUCCAACCGUCCGAUAUCGAACAAGCAAAACCUAUCAUCGCCGUCACCGUCGCCGACCUAGACGGCGUCCCGGAUCUGCCCAACCACCCCCUCAUCCAACACAUCCUCGGUGAAGAAAACCUCGGCCUCCCGCCCUCUCAAGGACACACCUCCUACCGCCAGCGCGAGCGCCCCAAUAGGCUGAAGAACAUCGCCCUGCACAACCUCGACCUCGCUGUCCUCCGCCCGGAGAAUCAAAACCCGAUCCAGAUCUCUCCGCUCGUCUCGCAGCUCGCGGCGGGCAUCUUCCAUGGCGAGCUCGCGGUUGUCGGCCCGCCGCGCCGCGCGCCCGCGGCUGCGGAGCUCAGGCGCAGGGGCGAGAAUGAGCGCGCGCUCCUUGAGGAGCUGUUACGGUCGGCGCGAGAGGAAGACAAGCCGAUACGCUCGAGGCCAGAGUGGAGGCUGAAGCCGCGGUCCCCGUAUCUGACGACUGCGAAGGUGGGUGGGAAGGAGUAUUCGGUCGGCGACGUCGUCAUCCUACCUAUCGGGGUUGAUCACGACGACAAAAAGAUGCAUGUUGAAUUUCCGGACUCGGACAAUAUUCCGCCCAACGCGACGAUUCCCGAUUAUUUCUGGUUCGCACAGAUCGUGUUCAUCAACGGAGAGGAGAACUUCAUGCACGUCCGUUGGUUCGAGCACAGCUCCAGGACUAUGCUGGGCGAAUUAUCACACCCCCGGGAGCUCUUCCUCACGGACGUCUGCGAUAAGGAAAAUUUGAACAUCAUCGCCGGUAAAGCGGAGGUUAUACAGUUGGCCGCGGAUGCGUCGCCGCCUCCAUCGGACGACAGAGCGGGGCGCUAUUUUUGGAAACAGGUGUAUCUGAAGCAUUCGGCGUCUUUUGUGGAUCCGCCAAAAUCGCUGGCGGUGGACGACUCGACACCGCCGGAUAAUUGCCACGCUUGCUUGAUGAGCGCGCAACACGAGCAGGAUUCGCAGGCGACGUCGAUCAAGGGCGGCUAUUCGUUCAAGGGAUACAAUCUGCACUAUCGCGAUUUCGUCCUCAUCGCCUCUGAGGGCCAUGGGCCGUGCAAAAUCGGCCAGAUCCUGCGUUACGAGCAUGCCAAGCGGCACAGCGAGCCCGUUGGGGUCGUUGCGAGGCUGUUCGGAAGGGUAAACGACAUUGGCGACAUCCCGCCAGACGUCAGUAUGCGAAGUGAGCAACAACUGUUUGCGACGGAGGACGAAUGGCGCUUUGUACACACGGACAUCAUCCGUCCCGUGUAUGUCCUACACAACCAAUCGGUGCCCAACUACGCGCAGUGGGUGGAGCAGUCUCCGGACCAUUUCUACGUGAUCUUCCACUUCCCCACGCUCAGCCCGGAGUCGUGGGCCGAGCGCAGGGAGUUCCAGUGGGAGGAGAUGCGCGUCUGUGGAUCGUGCGUCGAUGCGAGGUACCUGCAUCUCGAGCGCGUGCGCGAAUUCGAGACGGACGCGGAGCGCAAGCCGCUGCGCAUCUUCGACCCUUUUGUGGGCGUCGGCGCGCUGGCGCUGGGCCUGGAGCGCGCGGGGGGCAUGAAGCUCACGCACGCUGUCGAAAUCUCUCCGAGCGCCGCCCAAACCCUGCAAAAUAAUUGCCCUUCUGCGAUCGUGUACAAUCAGUGUUCUAAUGAGGUUUACCGCUACGCGGUUCGGCGGCACAAGCUUCAUUCGGAUGAGACGCUGCGGGAUCUGCAUCACAAGCUGCUCCCUCCACCUCCAAAGCCGGGAGAUAUUGACUGCAUCACUGCCGGGUUUCCUUGCCAACCGCAUUCGACGCUCAACAUGUUCCAAAAAGCAAACGACGUGAAGAGCCACCUGAUACUGAACUUGCUGUCCUGGGUCGAUUUCUUGGAGCCCAAGUACUGCAUCUUCGAGAACGUCAAGGGCUUCCUGCAGUAUAAUCCGGGGGCGGUGCAAGUCGACAUACACCGGGUGGAAGGAGGGAUCGAGAUGGGGGGGUUGCGAUUCCUGGUUCACGCGAUGCUCUCCAUGAACUACCAGGUCCGCUUCGGCCUCCUACAGGCGGGGCACUACGGCACCCCGCAGACCCGCAUCCGUUUUUUCCUGGUCGCCGCGCGCCGCGGACUCGUGCUCCCCGAGCUGCCACAGCCGACGCACGACUUCCCGCAGUACCGCAAGCUCGAGAUCCACUUCCCGAACGGGCACGCCAUCCAGCCCAUCCGGGCGCUGCGCGGCACGGCGCCGCUUCCGUUCGUCUCGAUCAAGGACGCGAUCGGGGAUCUGCCCCAGUUCGACUGGGAGAACCCGAUGUACGUGCGCAAUCCGGCCAGAAAGCCGGCGCAGGAACGCGAGCGCGCGGAGACGAUCCCGGUGGUUGUCUGCGACUCCCAUCGCCCAUCCGCCGGGCCCCGCGGGAAGCAGCCGUACCACAGCGAGCCGCAGACCUCGUUCCAGGCGCGGUGUCGCGCGCGGGAGACGACGGAUCUGCAGCACAUCACGCGCACGAUGAAGCCGGCCGACGUCCAGAGGGUGAUCACCAUCCCGCUCGAAGUUGGCGCCGACUACAGAUCACUGCCCGCAGAGCUGCGGCAAUGGCAGUUCGCGAACCCGCACUCGGCCGUCGCCAAAGGGGGCUACCGACCCGGUCUAUACGGCCGACUAGACAGCGACGGCUUCUUCCAGACGACGGUGACGAACGUAGGGCCGACGGCGAAGCAGAGCAAAGUGCUGCAUCCCUACCUGAAGCGCAUCGUGACCGUCCGCGAGCUGGCACGCUCGCAGGGCUUCUCCGACGACUUUGUCUUCUACUCGCUCAACGGGGACGUCGACGCGAUGCUCCGACAGAUCGGCAACGCCGUCCCGCUGCCCGUCGGCGCCGCCCUCGGGAGAGAGCUCAAGGCCGCCAUGCUCAAAAAGUGGCAGCAGGACAGGGAGGACGUGACCUACGUAGAGUGAUGCACAUCAUGAAGCAUACGAUACGAUGCCCCAAAAAUAAUAGCACCUCGCAGUCGAUGGACGUUCCGCGUUCCGCAUCUGACGAGUAGGUUACGUUCUGAGACAUC
Heterobasidion irregulare TC 32-1 is the source of this 3731-nucleotide messenger RNA. RefSeq lists its product as uncharacterized. The coding region runs from base 1 to 3624 and encodes 1207 amino acids. Gene Ontology annotation, cellular component: nucleus. Gene Ontology annotation, molecular function: DNA (cytosine-5-)-methyltransferase activity; chromatin binding. Lineage: Eukaryota; Fungi; Basidiomycota; Agaricomycetes; Russulales; Bondarzewiaceae. The record is from RefSeq and is a predicted model, not a curated record. The transcript is spliced from 18 exons.